Molecule: messenger RNA, 11610 nt
Organism: Spodoptera litura
Lineage: Eukaryota; Metazoa; Arthropoda; Insecta; Lepidoptera; Noctuidae
Source: RefSeq, a predicted model, not a curated record
AAGACGGGGAGUAUUGUUUCGGUCUGGCAGCACUGAUAUUUUGCGCUGCGGUCUGUCUGGGUUGAACUUUAUUGAUAAGUCUUAUAAUUUUUCAAAUCAGUUUGUCGCGCGUAAUGAUAUCGACUUUUAUUUUUAUUUAACAGUUUCUGUAUAUUGUCGUAUACUAAAGUAUAUUCAGUAAAAUUAAAAGAAUAAUGUGUUAUAUCGGACCAUGACAGAAGUGACGAAAAUUUUAAUGUUCUGUUGUAAAUAAGAAAUCAUAGUUCACCAUGGUGUUCGAAUCGAUUGUGGUGGACGUGCUGAACAGAUUCCUGGGGAGCUACGUGGAGAACCUGAACAGGUCUCAGCUGAAGCUAGGAAUUUGGGGCGGCGACGUCGUGCUUGAAAAUCUUAUACUUAAACAGAAUGCCUUGGAAGAACUCAAUAUUCCUGUGCAGACAGUUUAUGGACACUUGGGAAAGCUGGUGCUUAAAAUUCCCUGGAAGAAUCUGUAUGGCGCAUCAGUGGAAGCAACAGUUGAACGUCUGUUUUUGAUUGUUAACCCUACUGCUGAAGUUAAGUAUGACCGUGAGAAGGAAGAGAAGAUCGAGCUGGCUGCCAAGCAGGCUGAACUGGCGAGGGUCGAAGAAGCCAAGAAGAGAGAGGCGCAAAAAGAUCAAAUUAAACUCGAUGAGACGUUUGUCGAGAAAUUGGCUACCCAAAUAAUAAAGAACGUGCAGCUGAAAAUCAAAGACAUACACAUACGAUACGAGGAUGGCAUUACGAAUCCUAAAGCGCCUUUCUCCUUUGGUAUCACCCUGCACAACUUGUCCGUCCAAACCACAGACGAAAACUGGCAGAAAGCGCUCAUUACUGAUGCCGUUACCAAAAUUUUCAAGAUUCUAGACUUGGAAGGUCUAGCAAUUUAUUGGAACCCUGCCACAGAAGUGUAUUCCCGCUCGGAACCUUUGCAGAUAAAGGAUAGACUAUUAAAUGAGAUUGCGACAAAGUCGUCUAAGCCAGAAUUUUACCACUAUGCUCUGGGCCCAAUAAAUGCAACAGCAAAACUAAAACUGAACCCGAAGCCGGAAGGCGACACGCCUAAAUUUAGUUCGCCGAAAGUGAUCCUAAGUCUACACAUGGAGCAACUGUCAGUCAGCCUAACUAAAGCCCAGUACCAAGAUAUGAUGUUACUGGCAGAUUCUAUGGACAGAAUGAACAAACAAGCCCCAUACAGAAAAUACCGUCCAGAUCUAAAUACAUAUAAACGCCACUACAAAGCAUGGUGGAAGUUUGCGUACACGUGUAUACUCGAAGAAGAGGUACGUAGACGACGCAGGAACUGGGAUUGGACGCAUAUGUUGGAACACAGACAGCUUUGCAAGGACUAUGCGACGGUCUACCAGUGUAAACUGAGUAAUAAGGGCAAAGUCUCCUCGGAACAGCUAUGUGUAUUAGACAAGGCUGAGAAGCAACUCGACCUCCUUAACCUCGUGGUGAUCAGACAGAAGAUUGAAAUGGAGGUUGAACGACUGGGUAAGCUCGAAGAGGAAGCUAAGAAAAACAAAGGUUGGUUCAGUGGUUGGUGGUAUGGCAGUGGCUCUAAAGAAGACGAUUUGGCUGAAGGAACAGCUAUCAUGAAACAAUUCGAAAAGGCAAUGACGCCCGAAGAGAAAGAGAAGUUGUUCCGUGCAAUAGACUACCAAGAGAACUCGGCACCUUUACACUUGCCGAUCGAGUACGUAGCUGUAGAGAGCUAUUUCCAAUUGGAUCGGUUGCAGCUUAGAGUCACUGAUGAGGUCGAAGUGUUGAAGGCUUGUGUCGAUCACGUUGAGGUUGAUAUGAAGCAGCGACCUAGUGCUAAUGCGUUGAGAGUGGAUGUCCAGAUGAAAUCUUUCAGUGUAACUGGGGUGCAGCAAGGCUCGUUUGAACCACAACUUGUCACCUCCAAGGAAGUCACAAACAAUGUCAAUUUGUUGAAUGUUGUUUUCGAAACCAAUCCUCUAGACGGUCUAUGCAACCAAAGAGUGAAAGUCUCCGCACGUCCUUUACAAAUAAUAUACGAUGCACAAACUGUCAUAGAAAUUGUGAAUGUUUUCAAACCAGAAACCGAAUCUUCUGCGUUGACAACGUUACAAGCUGUUGCAGAAAACAAACUGUCGGAUCUCAAAGAGAAGUCUGCAUUGGGUAUGCAGUAUGCUGUCCAUCACCACACAUUUAUAGACCUUGACAUUGAUAUCGCCGCUUCAUAUAUUAUAGUUCCCAAAACUGGUAUCUACAAUGAGGGUGGAGCUUGUGUGGUCGUCAAACUCGGUGCCAUAAAAGUGAAGUCUGAGCCUCGUUCCCAGGCGUUAGACGUCCACAAAUUGUACAAGGAGGGGUUGGCCGAUGAAGAUAUACUAAGAGAGAUAGCACGUCACAGCUAUGAUAAAAUGGCUCUUGAACUUACUAAAAUGCAGAUAGUUAUUGCACAUGCCGAUGAGGACUGGCAGUCGGCGAUAUCAUCCACAAACGAUGAAGGCACGCCCCUACAUUUACUUCAACCCACCAACUUAGUUAUACAGAUACAUAAGUGUCUGAUCACUGACGACCCCCGCUUGCCCAAGGUCAGGGUCAUAGGAGAGUUGCAGAAGAUUGCCAUCAGUGUUUCCGAAGAUAGAUUAUUGGCAUUAUGCGAAAUAUUAGUAAGCAUGCCUCUACCAAAAUCAGAUGAAGCUACGCAACUAAAGCAAAGUGAAUCGAAAGCGUCAAGUUUGUCGCUACUGAAAUAUUUGGAUCCUAUGGAGAAACAGAAGCGUGAGGCGGCUCGCGCUAAAGAGAAGAAGAAGAAAGAUGAACAUACUGUGCAAAUGACUGAAGUUGAAGCUUUCUUUAUUAUGAAAGAAUUAAUUCUCAGUAUCAACAGAAAGAAAACAGAUGCGUCGACUGGCUACGACAAAUUCUUAGUCUUUUCGCUAGCGCUGUUAGAAAUGACUGCUGUACAGAAGACAUUUACACUAGAAACCAUAAUCCGUUUGGGAUCUGUAAAGUUACAGCAUCAUAGAGUUGGGUAUGGACUGUCAGUCUUAGAUAUCAUUGAGACACCCGAAGUCGUGAUAAAAGAUCAGUGUAUUGAAAAUGUUGCAAUCGAUAAAGUACACACACAGUAUCAAAAUCGAUACCUCUUCACUGUCACAUAUAGAAAUGUUGAUAAAAAGUGUCCAGAUUUUAGAGGCAUUUAUGGUUCCGUAGAACAAAUGAUUGAGUUGGAUUUCACUAAUUUGAGAGUUCUACUACAUCUUGAAGGCUUGCGCGAGAUCCUUGUGAUCGUAAAUGAAUAUCAGACUCGAAUGCAAGCUAUUCAGAGUACAGUUGAUAGAACAGCUAAUGCUGGACCACUGGAAACAAUCAUGGAGGACGAAGAGUUUGUCACGGCUAAGUCUAAAGCUAGUGUAACAAAGCCAUCACGUCAAAAGCAGGUGGAGAGCAUACAAAUGAAAGUCAACUGUAAGAUCGGUGCAAUAGAGAUAGUUUUCGCUACGGAAAAGCGUCCUUUAUCCGUGGUACAGUUGCAAGGUGCUGCGGCCGGCCUAGUACUGAAGGCGUCUUACACACAAGUCGAUUGUACCAUUGCAUCUAUUAAAGUAGAAGAUCUCAAUCCUGCGACUGUGCAUAAAGAGAUUCUCAAAGUACUCGGCGGGGACGUGAUGAAUGUACAAAUAGUGAUGUACAAUUUGGACAACUUCCCAAGUGUCAGUGAUGUGAAUAUGUCGAUAGAUUGCCAGGUCAGCUGUUUGCGCAUUAUCUUCCUCAACUGGUUUGUCACCUCUAUGUUGGAAUUCCUGAACAACUUCCAAACUGCCCAACAAGCGAUCAUUGACGCAUCAUCACAAGCCGCAGACGCAGCAAGGGCAAACGUACAAAAUGCUUACACAAAUUCAACAAAGUUAUCCCUUAAAGUACGCCUAGCUGCUCCUAUCAUUAUUGUGCCAGAAAACUCCAGGAGUAAUAACGCAAUGCUCAUAGAUUUGGGUGUAAUAACUAUAAACAACAAGUUCGUGGACCUGAAUGUCGUUGAUGUCAGCAACAAAGUAACAGUGGACGAGUUAACUCUUGAACUUGAAGAUAUGAAAGUGUCGUGUGUAAAGCUCGAAGAUAAUUACAAAGACGCUAUACAAGAAAGGAAGUUGCUGCGGCCGACCAGUUUCAAACUUUUAGUUAAACGUAGCCUUUCAAUCUGGUAUGAAUCAUUGCCAGACUUGGAUAUUUCAGGCAGGAUGAAAACCAUUGCCAUCACAGUAGGUCAUAGCGAUUACAAGAGUAUUAUGAAAAUAAUUAACCAAAAUCUGCAAGAAGGUGCAAAGGCCGAAGAUAAAGCCGCUGCAGGACUAGCUAAAACUGCAUCGAAGGCUACUGUGAGACCGAGUAAAACACAAUCCAAGUCUGUGGCUGCCGUCAUAUCGUCCAAGGAGAAUAUAGUAAAAAAACCUAGAACUACUAUUAAGUUCUCUUUCACUAUGGACAGCUUCGUCAUAGAUCUACUUAAUACCAUUUCUCCUGUACAAGACGGAGAAUAUUCAAUGUUCUCCCAAGACGUGGAUCUUGCGCGUUUCUGUAUGGCACUGCUCUCAGUGAAAGGCAGAAUGCUAUCAGAUGGUUCUAUGCAAACCUCUGUGUUACUUGUUGAUUGUACGCUCGAUGACACACGACCAGGCAGAGGGAGUAAGCUGACCAGAUACCUAGAAAGACGUCGGUCCCACAGAUCCGACUCUAUUACUGGUAACGACAGUGCGAUGGAGGCGCCAGACAAGAUACGCAGCAUGAUCGACGUCACCUACACAAUGAAGAAUAAUGAUACAUUCAUUGACAUGAGAAUCUUCAGUUUUGAUCUCAUAUUGGCUAUGGAUUUCCUGAAUAAGAUCGCGGAGUUUAUGACGACCGGAAUGGCGGACGAUGGAGAGAAACCGAAGGAUGAGGCAGCAGCCCCGCGAAUGCCUGAUAAAUCUAUUGAUGUUGUAGCGAAGAGGAAAUCUACAGCAGUAUCGACUGCAGUAGCCGAACCACCAGUACUAUCGAUGAUGACAGUCAAUAUAAAGAUUGAACAACCAGAUAUUAUUCUCGUGGAAUCCCUGGAAAUGAAACAUUGUGAAGCUUUGGUGUUGAAUAUGGAGGCACGGUUCAAGCUGAGGCGCAGUGUGGAGCGUAUGGUGGCCGACGGAGGGAUAUCCGGGCUACAGAUGGUGGUGCGGACGCUGGGCGCCGACGGGCGGGGCCUGCAGCCGCCGGCGGGCGCGGGCGCGGGCCCGCGGUACUUGCUGGCGCCCACGCAUCUGUCGCUGGCACUGUCGCAGCCGCCCUGCAGCGGGAUGCACAUAGACCUCGCCAUCACUGACAUCAAGAUCACCGUGUCGCCUGAUAUCAUAGCCCUGCUAAAUCGUGUGUUGGCAACUAUGACAAGCAGUGACGAAAAUAACCAAGUAGAAGAAAGCCAGGCAAUAUUCUACGAUCAUCUGUGGGCCAUUCAACCUUUCAAUCCUAAUUCUUAUUGGUUCUUAAAAACAGAAAAAGCAGUGGAAGCGAUCGACGCUGAGGACGACUCAUAUGUAGAGAUGGACGCCAAUCCUCCAAUUGGGGAGAUUUGUUUGUUGUCCUGUCCAUCGAUCAUCACUUCCUUUGAAAUGGAGAUCGGUAAUGAGACUAUACCUGUGCUGGUCAUGCAAGCUUCUCUCACUGGACAAGUCAAAGAUUGGAGCUCGGAUUUCUACGCCGAGUCGACAUGGGCAAUGCAAGUGUCGUACUAUAACAUUCAACGCGCAGUGUGGGAGCCACUUAUAGAACCUGUGGAAGUGCUCAAAGAUUACCAAUAUAAACACGUGCCUUGGGAACUUAAAAUGGAGGUAGUGAUGCACGCACAAGAGGCGCCAACAAUAAUAGAUACGACGGAUGAAGCUGCUAACUUGCAAGCUGUGGCCCAGAGACAAGCUCGUAAGACUGUCACCUUGUCCAGUAGUGAACCACUCGAGAUCACCAUUACUAGGACUGGCAUGGAGGUAUUGACUUUACUAGGAAACUCAUUUUCUGCCGCUGGGGAAACGUCUCCCGAGGGGACAACCACUUCAAAGUCUAAAGUCGAUCCGUUUACAAAGACCUUCCUCGGGGCCCCUUACGUUCUACACAACUGCACCGGUCUCACGGCUAAGUUGAUGUUGAAAGAAAACCACGACUUCACUGUUUGUCUUACUGAAGAAUAUGUUUCCUCGGACUACAGGGAAGUGGUUUUGGAACCGGGCGCUUGUGUGCCAUUGCAGCUUAAACAUGGCGGAUUGAAUUUGAUGAAACUGAACGAACCACCACCUCCACUCAAAUUAAGUGUUAAGAUUGUGGAAAUAGAAGACGAGGUGCAGAUCCCCGUAGACCGUGCAGACAAGCGUUACUUCCCUCUAGGUCGCAAGCUGUCUGGCAAUGCGAGUGAGAAGAAUGUCCCGCACGUGGCCGCCAUAGAGCCGCGCGGACUCAUCUCUGAUGUCGUCAUGCAGGACGCCGCGCUGCAUAUCUAUCUUAGAAGUGUUGUACAGGUUACAAACACAUUGUCAGUGAACGUAUCAGUAUACUACAUGACACUGAGUGGUAACGAGGUGCGUCUACUGGGCGAGGUGAAGCCGGGGGAAAUCAUACGACUACCACUGCAGGCAGUGCAUACGCCCACUGCUGAGCUAUUCUUUUCUGUUGAAGGUUUCACAGUAUCAGUAUCACCAUUCAUCUGGCGUGAACUGCAACAAGAAGUUAAUAUAUCCAGACUACUGCAGUGUGAUUCUAAAGAUAAGAAUAGUGGAGAGAAGUUCUAUAUAAAGGCGGUCGGCACAAUGGAGCAAGUAUUCUACGAGCACACAACCCGCCAUACAUUCGCGUCCUCUUGCUACGACAUUGUACUCAAACCUGCCGUCAAACUACAGAACUGUCUGCCAGUUGAGAUCGUGAUCUCACAACUUGGAUUGAAGAGAACUCAAGUGUUCCGUCCUGGAGAGAUGUUCCAUUUGUCUCAUUUAUCGCCGAAUAGAGCGUCUAUUGUUAUUAUGAUCCAAAACUAUCUUGACAAAUGUUGGGUAUGUACGAAAAAUCUUCCGGAAAGUGAUACUGAGCUGUCAGUAUGGUCGUUUGAAUCUCACGACAGUCCGUCAGUAAUGACGUUAGACUUGGGUAUGCAUAGUGUGGAUUUGGAGGGCACACAAGUCUUGUCACUGUAUUGUCCUUUCUGGAUGCUCAACAAAACAGGAUUCACUUUAUGCUACAGGAUUAAAUAUUCACGUUGCAGUAAAUUUAUUAGACGCCAUACGUCUUGUUUGCCGAAUGUGGACGAAACUGGUAACGUGAUAUUCCAUCCUAAAGAAUAUAAGGAACCGAUACUGUUCUCAUUCCGUGCAAAGAAUUUCUUCGGCAAGAAGAAAGCUGCUAUUCGCGUUGAAUUUGGUGAAUGGUCCGAUAAGUUCUCGCUUGAUGUUCCUGGAAGCUCCGGUGUUGUACUAUGCAAGCACGAGGGCAGGACGUAUCAGGUGGCAGUUACAAAUCAACUUACAUUCAACAGUUUGACUAAAAUGGUGAUAUUUACGCCAUAUUUCUUGAUCAUCAAUGAGGCGCCUUUUGAUAUCCAAUAUCAAGAGCUACAUAGAUCUGGUGACCCUUGGACUACGGUGGCACAAAACUCAAGCGCUCCAUUGUGGCCUGUUAUAGAAAAAGAAGACAAACUAUUGUUAUUGCGCGUCGCUUGCUCCCCAGUACAUGCUGCUCCAUUCUUAUACACCGAACAGCAUUCAGUCUGCUUGAAGCUGGACAAUGAAUUUGGCGGUCUACACGUCGAAGUACAACUGAGUGAAGGCGGCACUUACAUCACAGUGCGACAGUACCGCGACGGACACGCACCUGCCUUACUCGUCAACUAUACACCGCACAAUAUCACUGUCUACGAGAAGGAGAACGUUAAUGUUAAGUUUUUAAAAUCAAUGCAUAAAAUGUUGUACACAUGGGAUAACCCAGCUGGACCGCGCGUUCUAAUAUUUGAAAGUCACAAGAAGAGAGAGAUUGAAAACGACUUGAGGAAAGACGGUCUUGGACAUUUCAUGAUCAAUGAUCACACCAAGAUACAUUGGGUCUCGUUCCUGGACGGAUUGCAGCGCGUGAUACUAUUCACAGACGACAUCAUUCUAGCCAGCAAUGCAUAUACUGUUGGUGAAGCGGAAUCCGUGGACACUGAACUAGUAUUGUCCAUGCAAGGCAUUGGACUGUCCUUGGUAAACGACCCAGAACAACUCGAAAUUGUCUACAUCAGUAUAUCCAAUUCUGGUAUAAUAUGGGAACAGUGCAAACCCGGUGCACGCCGCUACAAAAAAAUCGAAGGAACAAAAGUAUUGCAAUUAGAAGAGUGCUACCAAAGAUAUAUAUCUGAAAAGAUGGUUAACGACGAGCCUGUGGUCCCUCGUGUCUUUAUUGAUGAGAAAGUUGAGGUGGACUUCGAGGAGCUGCGGCAGCUGAAGCCGGCGGUGCGCAUCCUGCGGCGCACGCUGCAGCCGGGGCUGUGGGCGUCGUACGGGCUCACGGCGCACUCGCGGCGCCUGCACGCGCGCCUGCACCGCCUGCAGAUCGACCAGCAACUGCCGCUGCCCACCUUCCCCGUCGUGCUCGCCCCCGUCCCCCCGCCCCGCUCCAUCACCAACGAAGAUCCCAGCGCCCGAGGUAUGAAGCCGUUCAUUGAAGUGUCGAUAGUGGAACGAUUGAUGGAACACAGCAAAGUGCGGCAAUACAAGUACUAUAAGGUGUUGAUACAAGAGUUCCAUGUUAAGGUCGAUAUGGGACUCGUCAACGCACUCAUGGGCAUGUUCCCUCAACGAUUGCUGAAUGAACAGGAAGCGCUGGACGCAUUCCAACUCGAUUUAGAGAAGGCAGGACAACCAUUAGAAGCGUUAGCUGCUUUAGGUGUGGCAUCAGAUCUCAAGAAUUUCUACGACAAUUUACAUUUGUCACCGCUCAAGGUUCAUGUUUCGUUCUCUCUCGGUGGAGCUACUCAACUGCCAACGUUCGUUGGCACAGUUCUCCAGAGCAUUGGCGUAACGUUGACAGAUAUGAACGAUGUAGUUUUCAAAUUGUCCUACUACGAAAGGAACUAUGAGUUCUUAUCUCAGAAGGAAAUGAUUGGUCAAGUUCAGAGCCAUUACACGGGACAAGCACUAAAACAACUGUAUGUGCUUGUACUUGGACUCGAUGUAAUAGGCAACCCCUACGGAUUGGUCGUCGGCUUGAAGAAAGGUGUGGAGGAUCUCUUCUAUGAGCCAUUCCAGGGUGCUAUCCAAGGUCCAGGAGAAUUUGCCGAAGGUUUGUUCCUGGGAGUGAGGUCACUAGUGGGGCACACAGUGGGUGGCGCGGCCGGGGCAGUGUCUAGGAUUACGGGCGCCAUGGGACAUGGACUCGCUGCCUUGUCUCUCGAUAAGGACUACCAACGUCGUCGUCGCGACAAUAUUAACAAGCCACCUGCGAACCUUCAAGAAGGUCUCGCGAGAAGUGGUAAAGGACUCGUCAUGGGCGUGGUAGACGGCGUGACAGGGGUAUUCACGAAGCCUAUAGAGGGCGCUCGUGAGCAGGGAGUGGAAGGGUUCUUCCGGGGACUCGGCCGGGGCGCAGUGGGGCUUGUGGCCAGACCCACUGCCGGCGUCGUGGACUUCGCGUCCGGGUCACUCGAUGCCGUCAAGAGAGCGGCGGAUUUGUCUGAGGAGGUGACCAAACGUCGCCCGGCGCGGUACAUGGCUCCUGACUCGGGAGUCAGGCCAUACUCCAGGCUGCAAGCUGAAGGAUACAAAAUGUUAUUCGAGUUGGAAAAGGGCAAAUACGUCAGCACUGAUAGAUACGAAGCUCACGUGUGGGUGAUCCCUGGCAAGGAGGUGGUCAUGUGCACAGACAAACGGAUGUUAUACAUUGAGAAGAAUAAUGUGUUCGGCGGGUGGCAGAUUGUGUGGUCGUACCUAUGGGCUGAUCUUCCCGAAGUGCCAACAGCGGUGAACAAGGGCGUGUACAUCCCGACUGCGAAGAGGAAGGUGCUCGGAAUGUUCCCGACGUCGGGCUCCGGCAAGGUGAUAUUCCUCUACGACGAACAACAGAAGAAGUACUUGCUCGCGCAGUGCCAGCGCCUCAUGCAAUCACGUUGACAUGAGGCAGUAGAAAGAAUCUCGCCUACCGAGUGGCUGGCACAGUUCUUUCUACUUAUAUUUGAUUCUCGCACCGCAUUGCUUACUUUCGCCUAUCACUUUAACAUGCACCACCUCGGCCCGAAAGGCUUCCGCUAAUCUCUUCCUCUCCGCAGUGAGCAGUGCUUCAUAUGGACUAUAUAUUAUGUUUAGUGUAUCGAUGUUUUGAGAACCGUGUGCUUGCUAUAUUUUUUAUAAUACCUUUUUUACGUGAUGGUGUCAAUGCAAUUGAGUAUGCUGAGUACAAUUGUGGAAUUCAAUAUCAUGGUAAAGACAUUUUUGUAUGUAGUUAGAGUUUUGAUUGAUUUUUACAUAUUUUUACCAGUUAGAUGUGCUAUGAGAGAGACAUUGUAAUUACUUUGGAAUAUCGUUGAACAGAAAUGUUUAUGAACUUUGUGACAGCAACCCAGAUAUUCGUGAUUAUAUAAAUGCUUUUAGUACAAAUCAUUUGUACGACUUUCAAUAUAACUACGUUACGUUAUAUUACCUUUUCCCUUUUUCUGCGACUUUAAAUAUUUUUAAAGUAUUUUCAAUUGUAUUUAAAUAUAUCACUAUGCAUUUACCUAUUUAAGAUUAAAUAUUCUGUAAGUUGUUACAAGAUUUCAGUCUUCCCUCAUGUACCUAUGAUUAUUUAGACUUGUAUUAUUGAGUUUAUAUGCCGUUGAUAUUACAAUUUUUAAAAUUUAUACACAAAAAUAAAUUAACAUGUAAAAAAUCUCGAAUCAUUAACAUCUGUUUGAAAUACUCAGUUCGUCAACAUUUUGGUCAUAGACUUGAAAUGUUGAGGUUCUAUUGGUUAUGUUAUGAUAUACUUUUAUAGACUAUAUGUUACGUUAUUCGCAAUGUGUUGUUAUUGUAAGUUUAAUAUUACGGAGACAAAAUCAGUGAAGUAAGUGUAUUUAUUCUGUAUAUUAUUAUGUUUUCUUAUCGAAGCCUGAUAGUACAAACAUUCAAAGAGUCGAAUUUUUUAUACAUUGCAAUGUUUGUGAAUUAAUGGCAAAGCUAAGAGCCAGAAUGGCUUCAACUGCUGAGGCUUUCCAUACCAGUGCCUUAAGAUCGAUGUUUAGAACGCUGAUAUUUGUUUUUUUUUGCUCUAAAACUCUUUAUUAAUGAUUGCUUUAAGUUUUUAGUUACAUUGGAAAUAGUGUUUAUUUGAAAACUAAGUUAUGUUAGGUUGAGUGCACAAUUUAUAUUUGCUUCGCCGUUGUGCGCUAGCAUUAUCAAUGGCUUCGAGAUGUAAAAUUUUCUUAAUUUUUUAAAUAUGUUUAUUUGUUGAAGCGUUUACGCGUAAUAGGUACGUUUAAUUAGAUCUAAAGUCAACUUUGUUAUUAUUGCCUGUUGCACAAUUUACUUAUUUGGAUUUCGUUUUGUCUUGUUCAAGCUUGUGUAAGAACAUUUUCAAUAUAAACAAUAUACAAUAAAA